Austrofundulus limnaeus is the source of this 3793-nucleotide messenger RNA. It is a transcript of the gene mocs1, whose product is annotated as molybdenum cofactor synthesis 1. Gene Ontology annotation, biological process: Mo-molybdopterin cofactor biosynthetic process. The transcript has 11 exons. The coding region runs from base 88 to 2385 and encodes 765 amino acids. Gene Ontology annotation, molecular function: cyclic pyranopterin monophosphate synthase activity; metal ion binding; 4 iron, 4 sulfur cluster binding. The record is from RefSeq and is a predicted model, not a curated record. Lineage: Eukaryota; Metazoa; Chordata; Actinopteri; Cyprinodontiformes; Rivulidae.
CUGUCACCGCACCGUUCUGCAUGCUGCAGCGAAGUGUACUUGUAGCAGCUCGCUCCGAGUACUGAGCUGUCAAAAAUUCCUACCAUCAUGGCUACUUCUACAGGAAUGUGCUGCCGCUUGUUUGAGAGACACAACAGUUUCAGAAAUAUCCAGAAACUCUUCGUUCGGUCCGUGAAUGGAAGCGUCCGGCGGAUGUACUCCAGUGCUACGCACAAGGAAAAUGAAACAAUUGAACUCGGAGACUCCACUUUGACUGCUCCCAACUUCACUGCAGCUCAGAAAACCAGCUCUAGACUGGACAGGCUGAAAGAUGACAACGUCCUGCCAUUUUCAGCGUUUUUAACUGACAGCUUUGGCCGCAGACAUAACUACCUGCGCAUCUCCCUGACUGAGAAAUGCAACCUCCGCUGUCAGUACUGCAUGCCAGAGGAGGGAGUGAAGCUCACGCCACGAGGCCAGCUGCUUUCCACCUCUGAGGUGCUGACCCUGGCUCGGCUUUUUGUGCGAGAGGGCGUGGAGAAAAUCCGUCUGACUGGUGGGGAGCCCCUCAUCAGACCCGAUGUACUGGAAAUCAUCGCUGAACUAAAGAAGCUGGAGGGCCUGAAAACUGUCGCAGUAACAACCAACGGUAUUAACUUAUCCAGGCUUUUGCCAAACCUGAAAGAAGCUGGUCUGGACCUGAUUAACAUCAGCCUGGACUCCCUGGUUCCGGCCAAGUUUGAGUUCAUUGUCCGGAGAAAGGGGUUCCACAAAGUCAUGGAGGGCAUUAAUAAGGCUGUUGAAUUAGGCUACAGUCCUGUGAAGAUCAACUGUGUCGUGAUUCGAGGCCUCAACGAGGACGAACUCUUAGACUUUGUGUCGCUGACAGAGACGAAACCCUUGGAGGUGCGCUUCAUUGAAUACAUGCCCUUCGAUGGCAAUAAGUGGAACUUUAAGAAGAUGGUGAGUUACCAGGAGAUGUUGGACCGGAUCAGGCAGCAGUGGCCCAAACUGGAACGGCUUCAGGGUGGAUCUGCAGAUACUGCAAAGAUGUUUAAAGUUCCAGGUUUCAGUGGUCAGCUGGGUUUCAUCACAUCCAUGUCGGAGAAUUUCUGCGGCUCUUGCAACCGUUUACGCAUCACGGCAGAUGGAAACCUCAAGGUCUGUUUGUUCGGGAACUCUGAAGUCUCCCUCAGGGAUGUUUUGCGCUCUGGAGCGUCUGAUGAGGAGCUGCUGCAGAUUAUUGGAGCUGCUGUGGGGAGGAAGAAGCAACAACAUGCAGGCAUGUUCAGCAUCUCCCAGAUGAAGAACAGACCUAUGAUCCUCAUUGACCCAUCCAAGACAUUUCUUUCAAAACUACAAAACAGACAGAAGGCUUCAUCCAUCGUCCUUAAGAAUGAGACAUCCUUUUAUCCAACUACAGCUCCUCAUGCGCCCUGUUCAGGCAGCUGGCGAGUCCUGAACAGAGAGGAGCUUCUGUGCCUUCCAGACUGCACAACCUCAACACACGCAGUUCUGACUCGUUGCUUUAAAACCUCCAGAAGUGGUAGCGCUCAAGUUAAAAUGCAUAUCAGCAAAGAAAAGUGCCACAAUGUAGCUCCCCUUCAGUCGUCAGAGCUUGGUAAUAGUCUAAUCCUCGCCAGCUGCAACACUAAGACUGGAAGUUUUAUGACUCGCACAAAUAUGAGCGUCACUAAUGGAAACUUUCUCAGGUACGCACAAACWUUAGGCCCCAAUAAUGUGAAAAGCCACUUUCUCAGGACCCUAGGUUCUUUAUGCACACUACCAGUAAAUGCCAAAAUGAAUCCUAAUUAUCACAAUGUUAGGGUGUUUCACAAUCACAGCUCCAGCAAAGACUUCAAACCGUCUGUGAGCGAUCAACCUGCGUCAGCCUCCGACACUCACUGCGACACCCAGCUGACGCACACAGACGCCCAGGGCCGAGCCACCAUGGUGGACGUCGGGGGGAAACCUCCCACACGUCGAACAGCCUCAGCCCGUGCCACCRUCAUCUUAGGCUCCGUGGCGUUCCGCUUGCUCCGGGAAAACCAGCUGGCUAAAGGCGACGCUCUGACCGUGGCACAGCUGGCCGGCAUCAUGGCUUCAAAGCAGACRUCCGCUCUCAUCCCGCUCUGCCACCCGCUGCCCUUAGACCACGCUUCUGUCACUUUCCAGCUCGACGAGCUGCGCAACGCCGUUCUCGUCACCGCGACCUGCCGCACCGUAGGYAGGACGGGGGUGGAGAUGGAGGCGCUCACGGCGGCCUCCGUCGCAGCGCUCRCUGUUUACGACAUGUGCAAGGCUGUGAGCCACGACAUCACCAUCACGGAUGUAAAACUGGUCAGUAAGACAGGCGGGAAGAGAGACUUCCACCGUCACCCAGUGCAGGAAAAGCUGAGUGAAUAAUGACCUGUGAGCAACAUGACACAGUUGGCACUGAUAUCCAUGGACUUUUCAUGGUUAGUUUCUCCAGUUCAUACAAGAUGAUUGACUUAUGACUCUGCUUUCUAAAUGCUUGUUAAAUGUAGGUUUGUGUUUUAARCAAGGUUUAUUUUUCUUAAUUUAUGAACUCAGACACACUUUARCAUCCGCUCUGCAGAAACAACUUUGACCAAUCCUGAGAUUUUAGAACUUAAAAUACCUGAUUUAGAAUCUAUCCCUCUUAUAAUUGUCAACUCCACUAAUAAUUGAUUGGUUCAUAACGUGAAUCAUGUUAAAGUUUUUAUUCAUUGCUUUGACCCGUUUGAAGAAACUGGGAACCUCUCAGUCUUCAUCACCAUCUCAGCAGAGCACAGGACACCUCUUGCAAAUGUGUUAACCCAUUCUCAUUGGAUUGACACAGUUUUCCACCCUUUUGCAAAACAGUUAAUGCAGAUGUCAUUCAAGAAGUCCAAACUCCUUCGUUUUAGCUGUGGUUACAGAACAGAAACCAUCUGCUCCAAGCUCUUAGAAACUCCCUGAUCAGUAUGAAACACCAAAAGCACCUGUUUGACACUUCUUCACAGAAUUUUUCAAUUUGCAAUCAGUCUGCAGGCCUGUGUUCUCUUAUACUCUUAUAGUAAAUGCCUACUGCAGAUUUUUGCUCUUUACUGUAAAAGACUGUUUUUAUUUACUUCAUUUCUCACACAGUAAAUGAUUUUAUUUUUAUUUCCAUGUAUUCUCUGUUGUUUGUCAGGCACAGUCUAAAAAAAUGUAAUMAAAAAAAAUUGCAUCAAAGCAUAUCUGCUUCUGGAUGCAUUUUUGGCAAGAGGGCAAAUUUGACUACAAACAGCACUGAUUCACACGAGGGCUGUGUUUUGUAUUUUGUUGCCCAUWGUGUAAUGAUUGAUUGGAGGUGYUCAUACAUUGUGUCAAAGUUGAGUUUUUUGAAGGCAAAAUUUGCUUUUGUUCCAUAUUUUAAAUGUUUUGGCACAAUUAGUGCCUUUUGCAAACAAAAUGUGUCAUUUUGACCACUGUGGCACUGUUGAGACCUCUGCCCUAACUGUUUUGAAAAUGUGGAUUUUGAGUUGACGGCUGCGUCAAACCAAUCAAUAAAAACUGUUUCUGAAGGAUUUUCAUGCUUCCUGUAGGUUUUUUUAAAAUGCAAAUUUAACAUCUGUGUCAUACAGGCCUCUAGGUGGCAGACAAGUUUUAAAMCUCCAUGCCUCUGUAUUGUUUAUUGCAGCUCUAAAUGAACAGCUGUAGUGCUGUUUACAUGCUGAAUGUGAAGAAAAAAAGUCUCUCCUGACUGUCUUUAAUGUGCAUUCUUGUAAAUGACCUCACCAUGAAUGUGUUUGCAUUUUUUUACUAAUAAAUUCAUUUAUAAGCAAUGUAA